Messenger RNA from Dendronephthya gigantea, 3577 nucleotides. Its product is annotated as MAGUK p55 subfamily member 5-like. Gene Ontology annotation, molecular function: protein binding. The transcript has 19 exons. The record is from RefSeq and is a predicted model, not a curated record. NCBI's taxonomy places the organism in Eukaryota, Metazoa, Cnidaria, Anthozoa, Malacalcyonacea, Nephtheidae. Gene Ontology annotation, cellular component: cell-cell junction; plasma membrane. Bases 126 to 2789 code for a protein of 887 amino acids.
GUAUUUGCUUUUUCAUCCAAGCCAUUGUUCAUCUCCUAAACUACAAAACAAAAUGGAUUGAUAAUUUGAAAUGAUGUUUUUACGUGACAUAAGAAGAAGUGAAGUUCAACAGAAAGGCUGAAGGCAUGUCACACAUCAACGGCGGAGUAGAUGUAGAUUUAGUUGGAUCCAAGGUGAAUGGAAGCUUACCAAACCUACCAUCUUAUGAGAAUGUUGUCAUGGAAAGAGACAGCUACCAUAAUGAUCAGUUUACAGAUGAUAUGAGGCUAAACCACGGUGCCUACACCAACGGCUAUUUACAAGAUGGACAUGACCCUGUGACGGUGUUUCCAGUUCUUCUUGAACUUACUGAGAACGAGAGACGAUUUGGUUUCUCCGUCGUGGGCGGCGUUGACGAGGGCUUUAGACCUCGUAUUGACGAAAUUGUCGAAGGUUUACCAGCUGCAAGGAAAGGAAUUAAAAUUGGAGAUGAAAUUGAGAAAGUCAACGAUAAAUCUGUCCGUUAUUCAACGCAUGCGCAGAUUGUAACCACCAUCCAUGAGAGUGUCAGACAAGGUCAAAUAACUUUAACAUUGAGAAGAAUUAAUAUCCGGAUGCCAGAUGAUACGAACAGUCUUCCUGUACGAGGUCGCCUUGGCAACCGCAAUAACAACGUCAAUGAUGUCCACGCAAACACGCCCGAGAAGUCCUACGAGAAACUCGUCCAUAAUCGUCAACCUCCGGCAUAUAAUGGCCGACUAUCCCACGAAGGCACGCCGACUGGCAGUCUCGAACAUCGUCGGAACGGUGGUCGGGAUUCCCCGCGAAACAAGAUGUCACCAUCGGGUUCAUAUACUUCCGGUUCGACGCUGAGUCUAAAUCACCAUGGCAACGCAAACGCGUCACCGUUACGAACAAUCGAUCAUGCGUUUGUCGGCAUGGAUAAUUAUGGAUACGAGUGGCGACAAAGUCAUUACGGGGUACCGGCACCUGCGUAUAAUGACGCCAUCCAUGGUCCCUCACGUGUCUCCUACAUGAGUUCUGUAGGCUCUGAUGAUACUAGUGUGCCAAUCAUGGAUUCCAAAGAUUGUCAAGCGUUCAUAUCUACGCUGAUGAGACACGCUGUGAAUAUUGAUGACGAUCAGUUGAUGAACGAUUUAAGAAACUUAGAAACAAGUCUUCAUACAAGACACUUUCGAAAUGCCCUUGCGAUGCAAUGUAAGAUUAUGGAGAUGGAGAAUCAGGGAAAAGGACCUCAUUUUGUGAACGCACAACGUGACGACGCGUCAGUGAUUCGAGCACAGAUCACAAACUUCAUUGCGAACCAACGAGUGUUAUCAAAUGAUGCGAGAGAAUUGGCUGAUAUUCUAAACUCUGUCAACGUUAGGGAACUGCUUGUUGCGCACGACCGUGCAGCCAAAAUCGAGCGUCCGAACUUCGUAGAAACCGAGACCUCGGCUGGAUUUGAACGUGGCGACAGCUACCGAGUAUCGCACGAUCGUAUCUCGGCGGACCGAGUGUCGACCGAAGACGACGAACACAUGAAAACGGUUAGAAUCGAGAAAGCGGAUGAACCACUUGGGGCGACGGUCCGCAACGAAGGGACAGCGGUUGUUAUUGGAAGAAUAGUUACUGGUGGAGUUGCGCAGAAGAGUGGACUUCUUCGUGAAGGAGAUGAGAUUAUCGAAAUUAAUGGAGUUAAUAUGCGUGGAAAGACUGUUGAAGAAGUCUGUGAGUUGCUGGCAGAUAUGAGUGGAACGUUGACGUUUUUGAUAAAACCUUCAAAUAAAUCACAUAAUUUGUUUACAUCGGCUGAGCUGCACGUCCGAGCUUUGUUCGACUAUGAUCCGAAUGUCGAUGAUUUUAUACCGUGCAGAGAACUGGGUCUGGCAUUUUCAAAGCGAGAUGUUCUGCAUAUUGUGAAUCAGGAAGAUUCGAAUUGGUGGCAGGCGUGGCGGGAAGGUACUUCUGGCCAAGAACUUGCUGGUUUGAUACCGGGUCGAAAUUUUCAAAAACAGAGAGAAGAGUUAAAAUCAAAAGGAAAGAAGGACGAGAGACGAAAAACAACAUCUUGCGGAUGUUUUGGUAAAAGUCGGGGGAAGAAAUCUUUGCGAAGUAGCGGAAGUGAAGACGAAGAUGAAGUUCUCACGUAUGAAGAAGUCGGCCUACUUCAGCCAAACAGAAGUCAUAAAAGACCAAUUGUUCUGAUAGGUCCAACCAAGAUCGGAAGACGAGAACUUCGACAUCGUUUGUUACAAGUCGCGCCAGAGAGGUUUGGUUUUGCAAUUCCUCACACGAGCCGACGACAGGACAAGGAAGAUAUUGACAGUAAGGAAUAUUAUUUUAUAACGAGACAUCAUUUCAAAGACUUGAUUGCGACUGGAAAAUUCCUGGAACACGGAGAGUACGAUGGUCACUUUUACGGAACGUCCUUGGACUCCAUUAAAGAAGUCGUCGACAGCGGUAAAGUUUGUGUUGUUAAUCUGCAUUGCCAGGCUCUCAAGAUACUCCGCGAAUCAAAGUUGAAACCCUAUAUUGUGUUCAUCUCUCCACCGACUGUGGAGAAAAUUAAACGUUUAAGGAGAGGAAAUAUGGAUUCUUUUAAUCCUAACGCCAAACUAAGUACCGACGAAGAGUUGUUGGAAAUGGUGAUGAGCGCUCAGGAAAUGGAAGAUGAUUACGGUCAUUAUUUCGACAAAAUAAUCGUUAACACAGACCUAGAACGAACCUUUGAUGAACUAAUAAAAGUAAUAAAUGAACUCGAAGCUAAACCACAGUGGGUUCCAGUCCGCUGGGUUCGAACCAAGUAAAUCGUAGUGUAUUUUUUACUUAUAUACAUAUAUAGAUAUAUACAUAUGUUAACAUUGGCGUAGCGCACUUAAGAUAUGCCAUAGGGUUAGGACGAGAACUAAAGCAACCUCUAAUGGUGUGGGUGAAACAGGGCCCCCACAAUACCAAGUAUUACAUGGGCCCCACCUUAGUAGUUCGUUACGCCUCUGUAGACAGAUUUACUUAAAUAAUAUUAAUCCACGCGUAUCGUAAGCUAUAGGUGAAAUACAGAGAGCGCUGUUCUAUGAAAGUACGAACCGACAAUUGUUUGCAGAUGGAUAUCUGGAAGAACAAAUUUGGAAAAGCUUUUAAGAGAUAGGGCAUUAUUUCUGUACAACUUCCUGCGACCCAUAAGGACACAAAGCUAAGACCUCCAUUGAAUUCAAGAGAUCAAGCAAGAGGUUUCGUUUAUAAAGAGAACUUAUGUAAUUUUAAUGUCUCUGAGGAAACGCCUUGUUUGUAUUGAGCAUAAAAGUAAAUGUUCACAGCAGAAACUCGCUAUUUUUUACCUUUAUAGUCAACUAAAUAUAUGCAAUGCAUUCUCGAUAAUGUAUGAAAUAAUAAUGAGACAUAACAUGAGAAUUACCUCCUAGAAUAUACAUAUAAAAGAUUAUUUUUGUAACACGAUGCACGUUUGUACAAUAUACACACAAAUACAUGCAUAUUAAUUCGCAUUUAUAACAAUAUAUACAAUGAAGUUAUUUGAUUAUAAUUGAAGAAAAUAAUAAAUUUGAUGUAAUGUAUGCAAAUGUAGAAUAAAGUGGCAGUU